CUUGUCCUUACCUCUGCUGCAUUAAGAAAGAAAAAAAAAAAUCCCAUCUUUACAAAGAAGAAACUCAAGAGCUUCUCAUUUUUUCCUCUCACUCUCAUUUUUUUUUUUUCAAGCAGUUAGAGAAAAUGGAGGCAAUGAAGAAGAAUGUCAUGUUGGCUCUUUUGGUUGUUGUUGUUGUGAUGAUGGGCUUCUCAGGCAUGCAGAAAGCAGCAGCUGCUGAUGCUCCAGCCCCAAGCCCCACUUCUGAUGCCACCACUUUCCUCCCCACUUUCUUUGCUUCUCUAGCAGCUCUGGCUUUUGGCUUCUUUUUCUGAAAGAGCUCUUCUGCUUCCCACCAUUAUCAUUCAUCACCACCAUUUUCAUUACAUUUUGGCUUACAUACUCUCUAUUUUUAAUUAUUUCUCUAUGCAUUGAUGUUCAUCUGGGGUGGGCCCUCUCUCUCUCUCUCUAGCCCAUUUUCCCAAAUGGGGUUGGAUUAUUUUUUUUCUUUCUUUCUGAGGGUUUUUAUUUAAUUAAUUACUUUUGUUAACGUGAUGUGAUUGUUGGGAUUUUUUUCUCUUGGGGUGUGAUUGAUGUGUUUGGUGGUGGCUGUAUUUGUAUUGUAAUAUAUAAGGUUCUUGUAUAUUAAGUAUUUUUUUUAAUCUUUAUGUAAUUUUUCCCUUUUGGUUUAGUGGGAAUGUUGGGUGGCUACUGGCUAGUCUUCUAUAGGCUAAUAAGGAGAUCAUGAUGGGGAGUAUGAUGCACUUCUAGAGUUGGACAGAUGGUGGAUUUGAUCUGUUCAUGCACUUCUAGAGUUGGAUAGAUGGUGGAUUUGAUCUAUUCAUUGUACUACUAUUUUUAAUUCUCUUCUCAUUGUAUUUGUGAUCCAUUUUAUGGUAAUAAAAUUCCAUUCUUGUAAUCC
Molecule: messenger RNA, 901 nt
Organism: Morus notabilis
Lineage: Eukaryota; Viridiplantae; Streptophyta; Magnoliopsida; Rosales; Moraceae
Product: arabinogalactan peptide 13
Exons: 1
Coding region: 126-314 (62 amino acids)
Source: RefSeq, a predicted model, not a curated record